This is a messenger RNA of Echinops telfairi (small Madagascar hedgehog), 2187 nucleotides long. RefSeq names its product ADAM metallopeptidase domain 32 (gene ADAM32). The transcript has 18 exons. NCBI's taxonomy places the organism in Eukaryota, Metazoa, Chordata, Mammalia, Afrosoricida, Tenrecidae. Gene Ontology annotation, biological process: cell adhesion; proteolysis; binding of sperm to zona pellucida. The record is from RefSeq and is a predicted model, not a curated record. Gene Ontology annotation, cellular component: plasma membrane. Gene Ontology annotation, molecular function: metalloendopeptidase activity. Bases 1 to 2187 code for a protein of 728 amino acids.
AUGGCACCUCAUAACAACAACACCAUUGAAGUGAGGAUAAAUAUUAAAGUUGAGAAAGAAAACAACCUCGAAGUGAAUGUCAUGGAAACAUUUAAGGGAAAGGAUCCAGAUGAAAUGACUAACAAGAGAAGAUAUCAAUAUAUGAAGUUAAAAGACGACAACACUUUGCGAGGUGGAAGAGAUAGACAGCUGGAGGAAGUAGCAUUAUUGAAGUUGAAGAAAUUAUUUUUAGCAGAUAAUUUUAGGGUCUAUUUGUAUGAUAAAGGAUCGGUGAAUUCUCAUACUUCAAAUCUUAAGACUCAUUGCUACUACCAAGGAUAUAUUGAAGGAUAUCCGAAUUCUUUUGUCACACUCAGCACAUGCUCUGGACUGAGAGGAAUAUUGCAAUUUGAAAAUGUUUCCUAUGGAAUUGAGCCUCUGGAACUGGCAGUUGAAUUUCAGCAUCUUCUUUAUAAAUAUAAGAAUGAAAUAAAUGAAUUUCCAAUUUUUACUGAAAGUAGCAGAAGCUUAGAAACACAACCAAAGGACCAGAAUAACUUUCUAAACAAAAAAACAGAUUCAACUGCUCCAAACACAUAUCCUCUUUAUCUAGAAAUGCACAUUGUUGUGGACAAAACUCUGUAUGAUUAUUUGGGCUCUGAUGAUGUGAUAGUAACAAAUAGAAUCUUCGAAAUUAUUGGCCUUGUAAAUUUGAUCUUUGCACAAAUUAAAGUCACUACUGUACUGUCAUCAUUGGAGUUGUGGUCAGAUAAAAAUAAGAUUUCUACAGAUGGUGAGGCAGAUGAAAUAUUGCAUAGAUUUUUGGAAUGGAAAAAAUUCUAUCUUACCCUAAGGCCCCAUGAUGUUGCAUACCUAUUCAUUUAUAGGGAAUACCCAAAUUAUAUUGGAUCAGUAUUUCCUGGAAAGAUGUGUGAUAAUCAUUAUUCAACAGGACUUGCUUUGUACACCAGCAAGAUAACUUUGGAGGCGUUUUCAGUCGUUGUUUCCCAGUUGCUGGGAUUUAGUCUAGGACUAUCUUACGAUGAUCCAAAGGAAUGCCACUGUUCAGGAACCAUCUGUCUGAUGAAUCCGGAAGCUGCGCAAUCCAGUGGUGUGAAGAUGUUCAGCAAUUGCAGUCUGAAUGACUUUGAAAACUUCAUUUCAAAUAUGCAUGCCACAUGUCUUCAGAAUAAGCCACUGAUGCAGAGAAAGCCUCCAAUCUGUGGAAAUGGAAAAGUGGAGGGUAAUGAAGUCUGUGACUGUGGAACAGAAGCUAAAUGUGCACCAGAUACCUGUUGUAACCCUAAGACAUGUCAACUGAAGGAAGGAGCCACAUGCCUUAAAGGAUUAUGCUGCAAGGACUGUAAGAUUGCUCAGUCAGGUACUGAAUGCAGGCCCAGUGUCCAUGCUGAAUGUGACAUUCCUGAGUUUUGUAAUGGAACCUCACCAAUGUGUGAACCUGAUAUAACUAUACAUAAUGGACAUUUGUGCAAAAGCAAGAAAUUUAUGUGUUUUAAUGGAGAUUGCCAUGAUCUUGAUGAACGAUGUGAAAAAACUUUUGGAAAAGGAUCAAAAAAUGCACCAUUUAUCUGCUAUGAAGAAAUCCAAUCACAAGUUGACAGGUUUGGGAACUGUGGUUGGGAACUUUACUUUGGAUAUGUAUAUUGUUUAUGGAGUGAUCUCAUGUGUGGAAGAUUAAUUUGUUCCUACCCUAAUCGCAUUCCAAUAAUUAAGGAAAAUGCCGCGGUGAUUUAUGCUUUCGUGCGAAAUCAUUUAUGUGUGACCAUGGCCUACGCACAUCGAGAACCGCCUCAUGAUACACUGAGGAUCCGAAGUGGCUCCCAGUGUGAUAUAGGGAGGAUUUGUGUUGAAGGUGCAUGUGUAGAAUCAAGGAUACUUGAGGGUCAAUCAAAAGACUGUUCCAACAAGUGUCAUGGAAAUGGAGUGUGCAAUUCCAAGGAGGAGUGCCAUUGUUUUGAGGGCUUCAAACCUCCAGAUUGUCAAACUCGGGGCAGAGGAUUUGCUAGAUUGCCUGGGGUAGAGGGCUUAAAUAUGGAAAGCAUAUUUAGAGGGAAUAAAAAGAAAUGGCUGCUUCUAGGUAUCUGCAUUCCCUUAUCCAUUGUUGUCCUAGCAACCCUUACAGCACUCAAAUGGAAAACGUUGAAAAGCUGCUUCACUAAGGAAGAGGACUCACGAAGUAAAGAGUAA